AUGGUUACUUCCAACAAACAAGCGGAUAAAAAGGUUGUAAAAAUGGCUGAGCAGAAUAAUUCUGCCGUGGUGCCUCAAAGAACAUUACUUGGUGAAGUUAACGAGCAUAUUACGUGUCCACUAUGCCGAGGUUAUUACAUAGACGCAACCACCAUUGUCGAAUGUUUACAUUCUUUUUGUCGAAGUUGUAUUAUAAAACACUUACAAGUAAAGAGUUACUGCCCAGUUUGUGAAAUGAUGAUUAACUCUGCGAAGCCCAAUAUUAAGUUAGAUAAGGCUUUGCAAGACAUUGUUUAUAAACUAGUGCCUGGGUUAUUUCAAAAAGAAAUGGAACGACGUCAACAGUUUUAUGCAUCAAGACCAGGUCCAGCUGCAUCUGCUACUCCAGAACAAAGAGGCGAAGAUACAGAGCGAAUCAUAUUUAGCCCUGAGGAUGUUAUUUCAUUUUCUUUAGAAUACUCUGAUGCCACUGAUACGGACAGUAUAUCUAGUAAAUCUUCUGAUAGCAAUGAACCUCAACAACUCUCAGCUACUACAAGAAGAUAUUUGCAAUGUCCUGCUGUAGUAAAUAUUAAUCAUCUUAAAAAAUUUCUAAGUAUGAAAUUUGAUAUUGAUAGUACACAAUUUGCCAUUGACAUUUUAUAUAAAAGAGUACCUUUGCCUGACUAUUAUACCUUAAUGGACAUAGCCUAUAUAUACAAUUGGAAGAGAAAUGAGCCUAUGAGAUUUUUUUAUCAAAUUAUUGAUUAUGUUGCAAUAAGAAAUAGGCUGUUUGAUAUAAAUAGAAAAGGAUCACAUUUUCCUGAUAGAAAAUCAAGUCCUACUUGCACUGAAGAUACAAAUGUGAGUAGCCCAACACCAAAUCUUAAUGAUCACAUAUCUGAAGCAUCAUCAGGUGCCGGCAGUCCUAUGCCUGAUGAGAAUCUUAUGAAAAAGGCAGGAGAUUUGAAUAAGAAGAAUGAAUCAUUGGUUCCAAAACUAAGAGAGGCAAAAGAUUCAAAUUCUAGUAAUGAUAUGAGACCUCCCUCCCCUUUAAAGAAAAAUGAUGAUGAAGUUGAGAAAUCUCAAUUUUUAAAUUCAUUUGAAUUACAAGCAAAAAAUAACUUAACAUCAAAAUCUUCACCUUCUAAAUCUAAUAAUAUGGAAGGGGUACCAUCAUGUAAUGACAAUCCCUCUACCAAAUCUGUACCUAGUACAACAAAAACUGAAGAGAGCUUAAAAAGAAAGUAUGAAGUUUCUAAAACAUUGCCAGAGAUGAAAAAGAUUAAAAUUGAGAUAGAAAAGGCUAAGUUGCCAUUAAAUCAAACUGUUACUGCUCAUACGGUUUCAGCAAAAUCUUUGCAACCUAACACUCUAAAAACUUCAGAUAUAAAUAAUACUAAUAAAAAUAAAAAGCUUGAUGAUACUCCAAAAACAAGUGGAAUUAUUCCAAACAAUGCUAGUACUACCAAUACAAAUACUUCAGUAACUGGUAAAGAUAUAAAACAACAGCAACCGAUGCCAUCUCCAAACCCCCUGCAACUAGAGAGUCCUGGACAAAAAAGACCAGUGCCAGUUUCUCAAAUCAUAUCAUCUCCUAAACGAAAACCUUCAGAACCAACUGUUACACCACAGCCACCACCUAUAGUACAUAAGACAGUAUCUCCUCUAAAGUUACAAAUACCAAAACCUCAAGAAAAUCAUGCAAAUAUACAUAAGCCAAUUGAAACUCCUAAGCCCACUACCAAGAAAAUGCCAGAUUUAAAACCAAGUAUACCUGUUAAUCAAACCACCCAUAAUAAAGGACCUGCUGUGGGGAAACUAAGAAUGGAUCUUUUAGCAAAUAAUUGUGACCCUACAAUAGAUAGAAGUAAAAUAUUAUCACAAGUUAAAACAUCUCUUCCUAUUUCAAACCCAGGUCAGAGUUCUGGAGAUCCCUUAAAAUCUUUGUUUGAUUCAUGUAAAAUUAACAUUCCUUCUUCUCUAUCAAUUACUUUAACAGAUCAGAAAUUAGAGCCUCGUUCUUGCUCUGAUCCAUCCAGUUCUGAUCCUAAAAAAAGUAUAGUAAAUAAAAAUCUUACUACUGCUAGUAAUACUAGUGCACAUAAAGUACCAAGUCCACCUGUACAUAAUUAUAUUGAGAUACUAAAACUUCCUGAUAGUGAUCCUAAAAAACAAAACAAAGCUGAGAUCCCAAAUGAUAAAAUGAAUGCCAAUAAGACUGAGAACAAUACAAUACCUUCAAAACCACCUACAAAAUCAUCUGAAACAUCUGCCAAAGGCCCUGUACCUAAUUUAAAACCUAUUGCUGAUACAAAAUUAGGAAAACAGAGUGGCAAUUUUUCACCUCCUAUCACAUUUCAACAAACUUUUGAACAACAACUGCAAUCAAUGCAAACUGAUAAGAAACCCAAACUACCUAAAACUAAAACACAAGUACCGAAACUCGUUCCAGCUACUCCAAAAUCGUUUAGUGCUGCAAACAAACUUAAUAAUCCAAUUAACAAAGCAACUGCAUCCAUACCAAGUGCAGAGAACAAAACAAGCACGGCCCUUGAUUUGUCUACACCACAUAACAUACAAAGUCAAUUAGGUCCACAACAGACUAAGGCUUUUGAGACAAUGCAAUCUAUCGCAAAUUUGGCUAAAAAACAAAGUAUGCCAUCUAAAGGUUUACCUUUGGCUAUGUCACAACCUAAUGUAUUUUCAAAUAUGCCGAACAGGCCCUUAACAACUGCAUCUCAACCUUUAAGAGUUCCAAGUGCAAGUAGUAUUAAUCAAUUAAAACUCGAUAAGCUUAAUCAAAGUGGAUCACAAAUGAAUUCUCCUAGACAAGAGUCUACACAAAGGAAUAAUCAAGUUAAACAUGCACUUAAUGCAAGUUCCACCAUUCCAUCUCCGAGUUAUACUAGUAACUCCCCAUCUAACACGCAGCCUUCACCUAGAUCACAAACUCGCUCUCCAAGUUCUUCUCCUAAGUUAAUAAUCGCUGAAGAAAAACAGGCUAGUAGUUCAACAGAUCACAAUAAUAUUAAUCAAUCCAAUCAGAUAACAAGCACUCAGUUACCAAAUGCAAGCACUACAAAAACUGAAUCUCCCAAACCAUCACCAGGUCCUUCAAAACCUGGAUUGAAACCAGUUAAACCAUUGAUGCCUACAGGAAAAAUAACAGGUAUAAGACAGCCAAUCACUCCUAUGAGUUUAAAUCCCCAAAUGAGUACACCUACUGAAUUUCUUCCACAAUCACAGCUGAUUUCACAUGCAGUGCUGAGGCACCAAAUGGAAAUGCAAAAUGCUUGGCUUAAGGCUCAAAGGAAUUACGAUAUUUUUAAAAAUAUGUCUAAUAUGGCCCACCAAGCUCAGAAUUUUAACAAUAAAGAUAAGCAA
Molecule: messenger RNA, 3366 nt
Organism: Brenthis ino (lesser marbled fritillary)
Lineage: Eukaryota; Metazoa; Arthropoda; Insecta; Lepidoptera; Nymphalidae
Source: the annotation of a GenBank genome assembly